AUGAGUUCCAACACAUACAAAGGCGGCUUGGCCGUUGGUGGUUCCGCCCUCGACAAGUCCAAGUUACAGCUGCGCCGUCCAACGCCGGACAGUGAUGUCUUGGCAUCUAGUGAUGAUGACCGUGAGCACGUGGCUCCUGUCGUUCGCCAGGCCCCUGGCGCGUACCCUGCAGUACGACGCCCCUCUUCUGGUUGGCUCCAUGACAUCCAGCCGAACCGCAAAUACUCGUUGCCAUCAGUGUCAUUUGCAGGGUCGCUACCGACGACGCCAUCGCUCGAGUUGCCGCAGCAGACGCGUCCCAGCACUUCGGCAUUCCCUUGGAAUACGCCUAGCUUCACCUCGAGUUCAAACAGUCGCCUGAAGGAGGUUGCCCCCUCGCCUACCUCUGCGUAUCCGCCUGGUGAGAAGCCUCUUGCUUCUCCCACCACCACGCACGAGGCCGACGACGGCAUUGGUUUUCUCCUUAACCAGCAGGCUCCAAACCCAUUCCGCAAGGCUGUCCGAUCGCAAUCCUAUAGCAUAGGUCAAGGCGAUAUCGAGCAUCACCCUGUAAGCCGCUUCUCACGUCAACCCCCUAGUUCUAGCCUCCGUCACCGGCCUUCUAAGCCAAGCCUCCUUGGUGAGUCAGCCGUCGGUCUUUCGCAGCUGCGCGAAGACGACGUUGACGAUAUCGAGUCAUCCAACGGUUCAGAGCACGGUGUGCGUUUACCUGCCGGAUACUGGGAGCGAGAGCAGAAGCAAGCUUUGCUGAAGCAAGCCGCCAUGGAGAAUGCACGCGCUCGCAACCGAGCCACCUCCACUGGCUCGCCAGUCCUUCAACUGCAGCAGCAACGCCGUAAGACUACUGCUGGCUUACGUAACAGCGGGUACAACAACGCAGCCGAGUAUGCUAUCGAGGAGCUCGAAGACGUCGACCCGGCACUGAACGUCCCUGCUCCCGGACUCACUCGUCGUUUCAGCGAGCAUGUCUCAGUCCUCAAGCGAGACCACGAGGUUGAAAUUGUCGAUAGUCCGCAGAAGCCGCAGUGGGCGACCGGCAACAUCUCCCCAGGUGAGGCUGACCCCCUUGGUCGUCGCCACUCGUUUGCGCACUAUGGAAGCUACAACUCAACGAUGCCACUUUCGACUCUGAGCAACACACAGGAGGAAGAGGAGGAGUACAUGUCCCCCCGACAGACUUCUCCUAACGAAGACAACGAGCCGUUUGAUGCUGCAGCCUACUUCACUGGCUACGGCCCUGCAUCUCGUGCCAUCAAUUCCUCGGCUAUCUCGGCAGCUCAUCCAGAUCCGAUUGUGCCCAACACCGCAAUGUCUGCUGGCAAUCCGUACGCUGUGCCCAACAUCCUUGGACGUUCUAAUCGUCGCCUGUACGUCGUCACAUUCAAGUGUUCUCGUGCCGAUAUCUACUACGUAUACGACAACACCGGGCUUGAGGUUCGCCGUGGUGAUCUGGUCAUUGUCGAGGGCGACCGUGGCUGCGAUCUGGGCCAGGUCACUCAUGCUGACGUGACUAUGGAGGAGGCUAAGAAGCUGAAGGCCGAGGCGAACGAUGAGCACUUCCGUUGGCUUGUCAUGUUCUCUCAGUAUUCUCUAGCCGGCACCCAGAACGAUUCGGGAAUGCUUGGUGCCCUUGCGCGUGCUAAUGGAUUUCCGAACCCCAUGAGCCGCACUGGACUGGCAGGUCAGGGAGAGCCAGAGGUCAUUAAGCCAAAGCUUAUCAAGCGUCUGGCUCAACAGCAUGAGAUCAUGGGUUUGCGUGAGAAGGAAGGUGGCGAGGCCAAGGCCAAGCGCCUCGGAGCACAGAAGGCCGCUGACCACAAGUUGCCUAUGGAGAUCUUGGACGCUGAGUACCAAGCUGAUUACCACAAGCUCACCUACUUCUACUACGCUGAGUCGUACGUCAACUUCAACGAGCUUGUCACAGACUUGUUCAAGCAGUAUAAGGUCCGUAUCUGGAUGUCAGCGGUCAACCCGGCAUCUGUCGUCAACCCGGCAGGCAUGUCUCAGAUACCGCCACCCUCUGCCAUUGGCCCUGGAGCGAUCAUCACUUCCAACACUAAUGCCCCGCUCUCUGUUGGUCCUGGAUUCGGCUCCAACAACAAUCGUCCUGCCCAGCAGUAUGGUCAAGCCCGUAACCAUGGCUCAUAUGGUAACUACGAUGAGGGCUUCCACGCUUUCUCGCAUCAGAUCCCUGCCUAUCCCGCACAGGCUCAGUACAACAUGCAACCAUGGGCUCAUGGCCAGCAGAUGGCGCCUCACAGUCAACAGAUGGCACCUCACAGCCAACAGAUGGCGCCUCAUGGUCAGCAGAUGGCGCCCCACAUGUACCGAAACUACUAUCCCAACGUUAGUGCGAGUGGCAGCCAGAUGACCUAUGGAGCUGCUGGCUACUAUCCGCCGACAACUUACCCUUCGUCUUACGGUGGAAACUACGUCCCAACCACAACUACGGCCGGAUAUGCUACCUCGCGCAACUACACGUCAAAUGCUGGCCAGUCGUUCGUUCCCCAUGUGCCUACAACCUAUGGUGGCAAUGUUCCUUACACUUCGGGAAGCAGCCAGUCCAACACUGGUGGCUACUAUGGUACAUCUGGACCACAAGUCAACGGUACCUCUGGCGCUUAUGCGGGUAGUAGUGCGCACACGACCACCACUGCAGCUCACCAGAACAACAACUACGACCCUGGUUUGAUGAAUGCCAUGCAGCACAUGUCUCUCGGCAACUAG
Messenger RNA from Bipolaris victoriae FI3, 2727 nucleotides. RefSeq lists its product as hypothetical. The transcript is spliced from 3 exons. NCBI's taxonomy places the organism in Eukaryota, Fungi, Ascomycota, Dothideomycetes, Pleosporales, Pleosporaceae. The coding region runs from base 1 to 2727 and encodes 908 amino acids. Gene Ontology annotation, cellular component: cytoplasm. The record is from RefSeq and is a predicted model, not a curated record.